AUGCGCCCCAAGUCCCGCGACGGAUUCGAGUACGCAAUCACUUGCAGCCUUCCGCUUGAAAUGGAUGCCGUAGAAGCGCUUUUGGACGAAUGCUAUGAUCGAUUUGGGACGCUAUAUGACAAGUGUCCUGGAGACACUAACAUAUACACAUGCGGACGGAUCGGGCCGCAUAAUGUUGUCCUAUGUCUGACGGCAGACAUAGGCAAAGCGGGAGCAGCUGCGACGGUCCCGACCUUGCUCCUCAGCUAUCCAAAUGUUCGAUUGGUGUUCGUUGUCGGUGUAUGUGGUGGCGUUCCUUUCCCGUCCGUAGGUGGCCGUGGGAUCUUUCUUGGCGACGUUCUCAUCAGCGACAGCAUUAUCGAAUAUGAUGUUGGUGUACUAUACACCAGUAGCUUCCAGCGACAGACUGAUAUCAAGAGUACGCUCGGACGACCGAACCGUGGAAUAAGGUCCCUGUUAUCAAACUUGGGGAGCGACAAGGGACGCAAGGAGUUCAAAGAGCAAACAGAGGGAUAUGUAACAACGCUCCAAUCGCUCCAAAAGGACCGCUGGGAGCGUCCAGAUGUCGCAUCUGAUGUCCUCUUUGAGUCAUCGUACCAGCAUCGACACCGCCAAGGAGUGCAUCUCGACGAGUGCAUCUGUCUCAAGUAUGCAUCCGAAGCUGCCGUUUGUAAAGUUGCCAUGAAUGCGAGCUGCCUCAACCUUGGUUGUGAGGAGGAACACAUCCGCCGCCGUCGACCCGAGACAGAAGGCUCCGAAUGGGCGGUGCAUAUUGGUACAUUUGCAUGUGCAGAAACGGUUAUGAAGUCCGGAAUCCACCGUGACGACUUGGCAGAGAAGGAGGGGGUGAUUGGAUUCGAGAUGGAAGGGGCAGGGGUAUGGGAUCUCAGUCCAUGCCUCAUCAUCAAAAGCGUCUGUGACUAUGCCGAUAGCCACAAGAGCCAGGCAUGGCAGAAAUACGCAGCAGCAGCGGCUGCUUCUGGAGCCAAAGCCAUUCUGGAACAUUGGCUACCUACAACGAAGCCAGUUCCCCAGACAGCCUCUUCUGGCCAAGUGGACGAACUCAAGAAGAUGAAACAGAAUUUCCAGCACCUAGUCAAAGAAAGAAAAGACGUCGUCCUCUGGGGCCACCAAGGAAGUGGAAAGCCACAAUUAACAAUACACUACACCACGAUUCCCAGAAAGUCCUACGAUUCGAUCAUAUGGAUUGACAGUUCGUUAAGACACUCCAUUCUUGAAUCUUUCGCCCGCGUAUGCUCAAACCUCAAGGGUCAUCUGGAACGCGGCCAGUCGGUGAUUAAGUCAGUCCUGGAGAACGACACGAAUCAUUCUUGGAUCCUGGUGUUUGACAAUGUAGAGAGUCGCGAUAAAGCGCCUGAAAGUGACAGUAUUAAUCCGCGACCCUAUUUUCCUAACUCAUAUCAUGACUACAUUCUACUGACAUCCACUUCGUCUGAUGUGCCCCAUCGGCUGAACUUUGCUAGCAUUCACAUACGAGCACUCAAUGAGCGAGCCCACCCUGGACCUCCUAGAGUGCAGCAAACAUUAUGUCUAAUUUCCCGGGUUCUUCUGUCACCGAGUCCACGCUGCCAAGCGUUUGUGAUAUAUCAACAGUCUCAGUGUCGUCCAGAACGGCUUCUUGCGAAAUGGGUGGACAGUCUCUUCAUUGGAAACAGGCAGAUGCUCUGGCCAACACACAGCCCAGUCAAGAUGGGAGAGUGCAAUGACAAAACUAAAUACGACUUGAUAGGAGUUAUGAAAUCGCCAUUCCGUGCGACGAUAGAGUCGGCUGAUGCUUUAUUCUGGGUUUUGUUUGCCAUCCACAAGUCAAGGAAAUGA
This is a messenger RNA of Aspergillus clavatus NRRL 1, 1839 nucleotides long. Its product is annotated as Pfs and NB-ARC domain protein. The transcript has 2 exons. The coding region runs from base 1 to 1839 and encodes 612 amino acids. Gene Ontology annotation, biological process: nucleoside metabolic process. Gene Ontology annotation, molecular function: catalytic activity. Lineage: Eukaryota; Fungi; Ascomycota; Eurotiomycetes; Eurotiales; Aspergillaceae. The record is from RefSeq and is a predicted model, not a curated record.